Hypanus sabinus (Atlantic stingray) is the source of this 7257-nucleotide messenger RNA. Its product is annotated as hyaluronidase-2-like. The record is from RefSeq and is a predicted model, not a curated record. Gene Ontology annotation, biological process: carbohydrate metabolic process; hyaluronan catabolic process. Lineage: Eukaryota; Metazoa; Chordata; Chondrichthyes; Myliobatiformes; Dasyatidae. The transcript is spliced from 4 exons. Gene Ontology annotation, molecular function: hyalurononglucosaminidase activity; hyaluronoglucuronidase activity. Bases 289 to 1686 code for a protein of 465 amino acids.
GUCCGAGGAGUCCGUGUGAAGAUCCCAGGGGAUGGAGAUCUCGGGAUACGAAUCCCCGGGGGUUCCGGUUUAAGGAUGGAGAGAGAUCGGGGUCCCGUUGAGUUGACUGGGAAUGGUAGUGACGGACUGAGCGGCCGUUGGCUCGGAAUGGAAGUGUAGAUGAACAUCGGGUGACAGGAAGCGGGUGACGCACGGGGCCGCGCGGAGAGUGCAGCGUCCAGCCCAGGCUGCGGAGCGGAGACAGGAUCAGGCUGGGAGCCAGUGGGGAGGUGAAAGUGACAGAGAGCCAUGGGCCAGUGGGCAGCCUGCUUUGUCCAGACAGCGACCUGCGUGGCGACCCUGCUUACUGCCGCAGCCGGGGCCCAGGCACGAAAGCAGACGUCCGCCUUUGGUGGGAAGCCAUUUGUGACUGUGUGGAACGCUCCGACCCAUGACUGCGUCCGAUAUUCCAUCUCCCUUGGCUUGGAUGUCUUUGACGUCGUGUCCUCGCCCAAUGAGGGCUUCUAUGACCAGGAGCUUACCAUCUUCUACAAGGAGCGCCUGGGCAGGUACCCCUACUUUGAGGGGCAGAGGCCAGUGAAUGGGGGCGUGCCGCAGAAUAGCAGCCUGCUACAGCAUCUGCAGCAGGUCCGUGCCGACAUCGACCGCUACAUACGCUCCCACCACAGGGAAGGGCUGGCCGUGAUUGACUGGGAGGAGUGGCGGCCACUCUGGAUCCGCAACUGGAAGGGGAAGCAGAUAUACCGUAACAGAUCACUGGCCCUCGUGUCCAAGAGCCACCCUCAUUGGCCACAGGCAGACAUCAGCCGCCAAGCGCAGUUUGAGUUUGAGCAGUCGGCGCGGAACUUCAUGGUGAAGACGCUACAGGAGGGCCGCAACACACGGCCCCACAGCCUCUGGGGUUUCUAUCUCUUCCCCGACUGCUACAACCACGACUACAAAACCAAUGCAGCCAAUUACACUGGCCGCUGCCCAGACGUUGAGAUCUCUCGCAACGACCUGUUGGCGUGGUUAUGGAGAAACAGCACCGCCAUAUACCCCUCCAUCUACCUGGACUACAGCCUCCAGUCCUCAGCCAGUGCCAUCAAGUUUGUCCGGUCCCGGGUCCGCGAGGCUUUGCGUGUCGCCCAGCUUCAUAGCGCCAACUAUUCACUGCCCGUCUUUGUGUACUCAAGGCCCACAUAUACCUACACAGUGCAGCUGUUGACCGAGCGGGACCUGGUGACCACCAUUGGGGAGACUGCGGCAUUGGGGGCGGCAGGAAUUAUCUUCUGGGGCGACACCGACUACAGCAACAGUGCGGAACGCUGUCAGAUGAUGAAGAAUUAUGUGGAAGGAGUCUUUGGUCAUUACCUCCUGAAUGUCAGCACAGCGACUAAGUAUUGUAGUCAGUACCUGUGUGCGGGCCACGGGAGAUGUGUGCGACGGGACAGUGAGGCUAAGACCUACCUGCACCUCAACCCAGACAGUUUCCAGAUCAAGAAGAGUCCUGAUGAGAAGGCUAAGCUCCAUGUUACUGGGGCCCUGACUUACAGCGACAAGCUGCGGCUUCAGGAAGACUUUGAAUGCCACUGCUUCCGGGGCUGGUCCGGUCAGCGUUGUGGCACUGGACAGAGCACUGGGCCACGUAUCCUGCCCUGCGCUCUCAGCCCUCUCUUCUCUCUGGUGCUUGCUCUGCUCCUGUGAUGACAGUUUGCAGGGCACAUCCGCCCCUCUCCUCUCCAGUUGCUGUUCCCUCUGAAGCCCCUCUGCAGGGACAGUGUUUAAACAGUAUUUCACAUCCAAAGAUUUCUGUGAGUAUCAGGUGCUGUGGUGGCCACAGUAACUGGUGGUUACUGGGAGAUGGUGAUGACUGUGGAAUCACUGCUGCCCCUCGUUCCCCCACUGAAGGGGGUGUGACUUUGAUCAGUGUUAAUUACUUUACUGAAGCCAGGAUCUUACUGCCAAGGACACAGACUCUGUGAUGGGUUACCGUGUGCUGUAGGUGUUAAUGACAGCCACGCUGAUGAGGUCAACAGCUGCUGAAACACUCGGAAUUGGUUUAUUAUUGUCACAUGUAUGUAUAUGUUACCAUAUACUACUUUGAGAUUCAUUUUCUUGCAGGCAUUUACAAGGAAAAAAGAAAUAUAAUAUAAUUUAUGAAAAAGUAUACACAAACAAAGGCUGAGAAACAAUCAAUGUGCAAAAGACAAACUGCAAAUAAAAAUCUGUAACUCUUGAGUAUUAGAAGCAAGAGGACACUGAAGGAAAGAGCUGAAAUCUAUUUCUGUGAGUGUGGAGUCGGAGAUAUGAGUGUUGGACACCAGAAUGCUGCCUAGAUUAGAGAGCAUGGGCUACAGUGAGAGGUUGGACAAACUUGGGUUGUUUUCUCUGGAGCGGCUGAGGGGAGACCUGAUAGAGGUUUAUAAGAUUAUCGGAGGUAUAUAUACAGUAAAUAGAAUUUUUCUGUCUGGAUAAAAAUGUCAAAUACUAGAAGGCUUAGGUUUAAGAUGAAAGGGAUUCCCCCCCCCCCUCACAGAGUGGUGGGUGUCUGGAAUGUGCUGCCAUGGUGAUGGUGGAGAUGUAUGUGACACAGACAGGCAGGGAAUGGAGGGAUAUGAGGCAGGUGGGAUUGGGUUAAAUUGGCAUCUUGGCACAGAUGUGCUAGGCUGAAUGGCCUGUUUCUGUGCUGUUGGCUAAGAGUCUGUAUCAGGAAGGAAAAGGUUUGAGUCAUUGGAGCAGAUUAUCUUAUUUAGAGAUACAGUGUGGAAUGGGCCUCCCAGCAAUCCACCUAUUUAACCCUAGCCUAAUCAGUCAACUUUAAAAUGACCAAUUAACCCCCUAACACAAGGAAAUCUGCAGAUGCUGGAAAUUCAAGCAACACACAACACACAACCCCCUAACUGUGUCUGGACUGUGGGAGGAAACCAGAGAACCUGAAUGGCAGAUAAAUCUCCAGGGCAGGAUGGGAUCUAUCCUGUUAGGUGAAGCAACAGUGCAGGUUGCUGAAGCACUGAUGGAGAUUUUUGUAUCUUCAUUGGCUGUGGGAGAGACCGAGGACAGCUGGUGUUGUCUCCUUGUCCAGAGCUAAACUGUGAUCCUACCUUUAGCAGUAGGGAAGUUGGUGAAGGAGAUUAAGGUACUGGAUUUUUUUCCACGUAGAAAGGUAGGGACUGAUUAACGUCCCUGUUAUCUUUCUGUGGAAGGAGUUAACAUCCCUGUUAGCUUCCUGUGGAAGGGGUUAACAUCCCUGCAAACUGACCUUCAACAUGAGACUGAGUCUGGUGUUACAAUAUACAAAUUAUUUUGCACUGUUGUGACUUUAAAAAUAAACUUGCAGGCUUCCUUCAAAUUCCAGCUUCCAACAGAGCUUAAGAAACAGGAACUGAUAUCAUUGUUAAACAUUUCCUGGUGAGUUUCCUCUGGGUGCUCCAGUUUCCUCUCACAUCCCAACCACGUGGUCAGUAGCUUAACUGGCUGUUAUCUCCUCUGUAGCAUGUGUGUGAGUGGGUGUGUGUACUAAUGAAGACCAUUUAUCAAUUGAUCUUAUUAAUGAAGAUAACUUUACAAUUGCUUCCACUGUCUUCCAAGUGAUUUCCCAAAUUGCCAGUUUAGAUUACUUACCAGUUGCUUUUAAGAAGGUCAAGUCACUGGAAGAACUAAGUGGACUGAGGUGCAUUGGCAGAGGGAAAAAGUAUCAGUCAUGACUGCAAGCACAAAUUUCCAUGAUAUAGCAAGGAUGGGUAGGAUGGGGGGAGGAAGGUGCUAAGUGCAAGCACCAUGGACAGUCCCAAGCCUAGCUGUGAAAGGAGGGGGUUUGGGCAUGGGGCUAACAAUUCCAUCCCGUAAAACCCAGAGCUACAGAAACUCCAAGGACCUCAUCCCUGAGAGAGGAAAGCAGAUGGAUACACCCUGGGGAUAACUUGAAAGACUGGCCCAGGAUAUAGAACUCUGGCACAUUGCUGUUGGCAGCCUAUGCCCCAGGAGAGGUGAUUAGCUUAAGAAGGUGGGCAGAGGGAACUGGGGUGGGAUGGAGGCUGAACCCUGGGAAGCAAUGGUCUACAGAGUGAUCUUGAGUGAAAAUCUCAAAGUUAGGGUUGUAGGCAAAGAAGAUGACAUGCUUGCCUUUAUUCCCAAGGGGAAGUGUAAGAGUCAGCACACCAUGCUGCAGCUGUAUAAAACUUUUCGAGGGCCACAUUUGGAGAAUUGUGUGUAGUUCUGGUCUCCUUGUUACAGGAAGGAGGUGGAGAGGGUUCAGAAGAAGUUCACUAGGAUGCUGCCUGGAUUUGAGGGCAUAAGCCAUAAGGUGAGGUUCGACAGACUGUUUUCUCUGAAGCGCUGGAGGCAGAAGGGAAACCUAAUAAAGAUUUAUAAGAUUCUGAGUAAAACCUGAUGUAGGAUCUCAACCUGAAACAUCCAUUUCUGAUACUUGCUACACUAUCCUCUCAAUAAUCUGUUGCUGUUCCAGAUACCCAUGUCUGUGGUCCCUUUUGUUUUCAUCACCAUUGGUUCUAGUAUGUGGGAAUUUCACAAGAGCAGUGUAAAAUUCAGAUCUUUAGUCAGUCCAAUAUUAAUCAACAGUUAUUAGCAAGUAAACAUUCAGAAGAGGACAAAACAUCAGUUUACAAUGUACAAGUUGCUUUUCUUUAUUCAGGAACACUCUGGUUUCUUCCCAUAUCACAAAAAUAAAUAAAAUUCCAAAGAAAUGAACAAAACCUUCACAUUCCUGAAGAACAAAGGUAACGUGUGCAAUUUCCGAGUCUAAGGGGAUAGCAACCUCAUUCGUCAAUCCUCAAAUCAUGAUGGAAAUGUUCACCUGGUAGGUUGGGAAGGGACUGGAUCUUGUGGCUGAUUGUCUCAGCAGGUUUCAGCCUCCAUUCUUAACAGAACCUCUAUGGAUGUGUCAAUCUGAGAAACGGCACCAAUUAAAUUGGCCUUAAAACACUGAGUUCAUAAUAAACAAAAUGACUGAAUGUCAAUAAGCAGUCCCUGAACUGCAGCAGAGGAAAUAGAACAGUACAACCCAGGAACACAGUUUGGCCCACAAAGUUGUGUCAAUUCAAUUAGUAAACAAAUGGAUAACUAAACUUCUCUCUAUUUUCCUCACAUUCACAUGCCCAUCUAAACGCCUUUUAAAAGUCCAAAUAGACAAUAGGUGCAGAAGUAGACCAUUCGGCCCUUUGAGCCUGCACUGCCAUUUUGAGAUCAUGGCUGAUCAAUUACCAUCAAUACCCUGUUCCUGCCUUGUCCCCAUAUCCCUUGAUUUCCCCUAUCCAUAAGAUACCUAUCUAGCUCCUUCUUGAAAGCAUCCAGAGAAUUGGCCUCCACUACCUUCCGAAGCAGUGCAUUCCACACCCCCACAACUCUCUGGGAGAAGAAGUUUUUCCUUAACUCUGUCCUAAAUGACCUACCCCUUAUUCUCAAACCAUGCCCUCUGGUACUAGACUCUCCCAGCAUCUGGAACAUAUUUCCUGCCUCUAUCUUGUCCAAUCCCUUAAUAAUCUUAUAUGUUUCAAUCAGAUCCCCUCUCAAUCUCCUUAAUUCCAGUGUGUACAAGCCUAGUCUCUCUAACCUUUCUGCGUAAGACAGUCCAGACAUCCCAGGAAUUAACCUGGUGAAUCUACGCUGCACUUCCUCUACAGCCAGGAUGUCCUUCCUUAACCCUGGAGACCAAAAUUGUACACAAUACUCCAGGUGUGGUCUCACCAAGGCUCUGUACAAAUGCAAGAGGAUUUCCUUGCUCUUGUACUCAAUCCCCUUUGUAAUAAAGGCCAACAUUCCAUUAGCCUUCUUCACUGCCUGCUGCACCUGCUCAUUCACCUUCAGUGACUGAUGAACAAGGACUCUGAGAUCUCUUUGUAUUUCUCCCUUACCCAACUGUACACCGUUCAGAUAAUCUGCUUUCCUGUUCUUACUCCCAAAGUGGAUAAUCUCGCACUUAUUCACAUUAUACGCCAUCUGCCAAGUAUCUGCCCACUCACCCAGCCUAUCCAAGUCACCCUGAAUUCUCCUAACAUCCUCAUCACAUGUCAAAAUGUACCUGUUGCUACCACCACCCCAUGCAGCUCGUUCCAGGCAGUGUUGUGAAACCUCCAGGGACCCAAAAUGACACAAUCACUAGGCUCCAAUGUCAAGGCCAAAGCUGAUCUCUUACUCCCCCACUACUGCUUAAAAGAACUUGCCGAAUCUGUAGUGAAAACUUAAAUCUUUAGUCUUUGUUCCAAAGUUUGUUUGCUGGGCUUGGUGUGCAAGCUUAAAAAAUAAAGGGAAAUUACAACUCUCCAUCAGAACAUCGAAACACUGAUCCAUCCAGAUCAACAUGUUGGUCAGCAUGGAUGAGUCAGACCAAAGGGCCUGUUUCUGGUGAAGGGUCAGGCACUUUAAGGAAUGAUGGAAGCCAGGAACUAGAAAACGUUCAAAAUACCCACCACCAAGUUUAUAAAAUAAAAUUGGAAGGAAACCAUAUCAAGUAAUUCAAAUUAAAUGAUAAUAUUUGGCAAGAGAGCCCCAUCUUCUCUCAAAGUUGAAUCGGGGAUCAAAAGUUCUACUAAUUUUUUCCAAACUGAGACAUAACAUUACUUGAGAAAACCAUUCAAUCAAUGUAGGGACAGAAAUAUCUUUCCAUUUUAAUAAAAUAGCCCUUCUUGCCAAUAAUGUAACAAGUGCAAUUACAUGAUGAUCCGAAGAUGAAAUACUCUGAAUAUGAUGUGAAACUAUUCCAAAUAGAACAGUCAAUCUGUUAGGUUGUAAAUUAAUUUUCAGAGCUUUAGAAAUUGUAGAAAAUAAAGAUUUCCAAAAUGGUUUUAAUAAAAAACAUGACCAGAAACUAAGUGACAAAGUAGCUACUUCAGUUUUACAUCUAUCACAGUGGUUAUCUACACUAGGGAAUAUUUCAGAUAGUCUCUCCUUUGUUAAAUAAUAACAGUGAACAAUUUUAAACUGAAUUAAACAGUGAUUGGCACAUAUAGAGGAAGAAAUUAGGUUUUUCAAAACUCACAACCAAUUUUAUUAACAAAGGUCAUAUUAAGUUCUCCCAAUCUUGUUUAAUCUUUAGUGAGAGGUCCUCUUUUUGAAACAAAAGUAACUUAUAAAUUCUGCUAACAGAACCUCUCACUAAAGGAUUCAACUUCAAAGUGGUAUCCAACAAAUCAGAUUCUUGCAAAUAUGGAAACUUAGAUAAAUAUUGUUGGAGAAAUAAUGGGAUCUGUUCUUUUAGAGAUUUAUUUUGUGAUGGUCGAUUGAUGACUUUUGAAGAGUUAAUAAAUAUUCUCUCGCUCA